Mizuhopecten yessoensis (Yesso scallop) is the source of this 2797-nucleotide messenger RNA. Its product is annotated as CWF19-like protein 1. Lineage: Eukaryota; Metazoa; Mollusca; Bivalvia; Pectinida; Pectinidae. The record is from RefSeq and is a predicted model, not a curated record. Bases 61 to 1644 code for a protein of 527 amino acids. Gene Ontology annotation, molecular function: RNA lariat debranching enzyme activator activity. Gene Ontology annotation, cellular component: post-mRNA release spliceosomal complex. Gene Ontology annotation, biological process: mRNA splicing, via spliceosome. The transcript has 15 exons.
UAUGUCUGCGCCCGUUUGAACAGUGCGCGGUAACUUCCCCAUACGAAGAUGCUGUAAAACAUGGCCAGUACAGCAGCUCUGAAAGUACUUGUAAGUGGAGAUGUGAAUGGAAACUUUGAUCAGCUCUUCUCCAGGAUAGGCAGCAUUCAAAAGAAAAGUGGAAAUUUUGAUCUUCUGUUAUGUGUAGGAGAUUUCUUUGGUGAUGAUGAGAGUAAUUGGAAGCCAUUUAUAUCUGGAGAGAAAAAAGUACCUUUGAGUACCCUGAUACUAGGCCCUAACCAAAAGGAACAUGUCGGCUACUACAGUGGAGAGGAUGGUGUCGAGCUGUGUCACAAUGUCACAUACCUUGGCAAGAAGGGAAUGUUUACAGGAUCGUCAGGGUUACAGCUGGCCUACCUCAGUGGUCUAGAGAGUUCAGAUGACAAUGGAGAUGAUACACAUUUUUGUAACAAAGAUGUCUCCUCCCUCACUCUACCAGUCAUCUCUGACUCCAAAUUCAGAGGGGUCGACAUCUUAAUUACAUCUCAAUGGCCACAAGGGGUCGACAAAUAUGGAAUAAAAAUGGAUUCUGUGGACACGUCAUCCUGUGGAUCUCAUGCUGUGUCACAGUUAGCCAUACAUCUCAAACCACGCUACCACUUCGCUGGGAUGGAAAGAGAAUUUUAUGAACGGCAGCCAUACAGGAAUCAUAAGGUUUUGUCAGAUAAGGACAAACAUGUUACCCGAUUCAUAGGACUGGCAAACACAAGUAACAAGGACAAGAAAAAGUUUCUCUAUGCCUUCAACAUAACACCACUGAGUGCUAUGGAGCCCUCGGAACUGACCAAACAGCCAGCUGACGUUACAGAAUGUCCGUUUACACUGACCAUGUCCAGACAGGACUUACAGAAUCAGACAGAAGAAAAGUCGGCCCAGUUUUUUUACGACAUGACAGAGAAAAAGAAUUCCAAAAGGAGACAACAUGAUGGAGGUGGUCCCGAUAGGAAGAAAAAACAUCCCCAGGCCACUGGUCCGUGUUGGUUCUGUCUGGGCAGUCCAGAGGUGGAGAAACACCUAGUGGUCAGUGUAGGAGAUCAUAACUACCUCGCACUGGCCAAGGGAGGGUUGGUGGAUGACCACAUAUUGAUACUGCCCAUCGGUCAUCACCAGUCUACUGUGCUGGCUCCCUCGGAGGUUAUAGAUGAGAUUGACAAGUACAAGGCUGCACUAAAGAAGUGCUACAAAUCAAUGGGAAAGGCUGUUGUUUUCUUUGAGAGAAAUUACAGGACUCAGCACCUUCAGAUCCAGGUUGUACCUGUGCCACUGGACUGUGUCUGUGAUAUCAAAGAGGCUUUUAUGGAGUGUUCCCAGUCAGAGGGAUUCGAACUUCAUGAGAUACCCAAACAUUCAGAUUUAAAACAGAUAGUACCUCCUGGUGCUCCCUACUUUUAUGCAGAAUUACCAUCAGGAGACAAACUUUUACAUAGGAUAUCAAAGAACUUCCCUCUACAGUUUGGCAGGGAUGUACUGGCAAGUCCACAGAUACUGAACAUGACAGAGCGUGUGGAUUGGAAAGCUUGUAAGGUCAGCAAGGAGCAAGAAGGAGACCUAGCUUCAGACUUUAAAUCUGUCUUCUCAGCCUUUGACUUUACUGAUUUGGACUAAGAAAGCGAACAGCUGCAAAUAUGUGACUUAAAAUGCUUCUGUGGAAAAGGAUCACACUAAACAGUUGGUGGAGUGUCUAUCAGAGUAGAAACAGCUGAGAGCUUAACUGAUAAGGUAAAGUGAUAACCAUGACUCAGAACUUAGACCUCUUGAACAUGGAGUUGUCAUAGGUGUGAUCAAACCCUGUGGAACAAUGAAGAGGUUUCCGAUUCAAAAUCAAAUGUGUUUGACCUUAGAUUAUUGUUGUUGAGUCAAGACUAUUAACUUAUACUGACUGGAUGUUAAGGAUGGUCUACUGUGACAAGGAAUCCAUCCCCAUCUGAGGAAGGAUCAGAUGAGGAAGGUUUAUUCAGAAUGACAAGAUUGAGCACUGCAAAUCAUGCUUUUUGAACCUCAUUAACAUGUGAUAAAGAUAUUAAAAUAAAUACAGGACAAGUGACCAUCUCCUGCAUGGUUAACACUGAAACUGAAACAAUAACCAAUUAUUUAAGAAAUAAUGGUUUCUCAGAUCAUUUUUAUCCUACAGAAAAUGUAUGUCUACCAACAGUCAAGAGGAAAGUUAAUAUAUCAGUUGCCUCUCAUUUUGAAAAGAUAGUCCAUCAACAAAACAAUAACUUACAGGUGGACAUUUUCUCUGUAACACUUUUUAUUUUACUAUGAAUCACUUACCAACAGGUAUAUAUUUUUAUAAUAACUUUCCAAGGGUAAUUCAUUACAAGUCCAUGGGUCUGUAGACUGUUUAUUCAAAAUCUUCAGGCAUUGGUAGCUCAUGGAAAUCUUCCAUCAAUGAUUCAUAUAUCUCCUGUGCUUUUAACAAAUACAUAAGGCUCAUGAUCAUAUUAUUUUACAUAGAGCUUGCUUGGCUGAAGCGAUCUGAAGUUUUAUUCAAAUAAAUAGCAUUGUCCCACAUUCAAGGUCACAGGGGUCAAAUGUGUAAAACACUUUUAAACAAUAUUUUGUCGAGAACCUGACCAUGAUAUUUGGCCUUAAAUUUGUUGGGAUAAGUAGCUGUCAAGUUGUUCAAAAGGAUGACUUAUGAAUCACUUUCAAGGUCACAGGGGUAACAUGUGUUAAACACCCUAUAUAAAGUUUUAUCAAGAAUCAAAAUGACCAAUGAUAUGUGAGGAUGGAAAUAAAAAUAUUUAAAAGACUU